This is a messenger RNA of Schistocerca serialis cubense, 2969 nucleotides long. Its product is annotated as low-density lipoprotein receptor-related protein 3-like. The transcript is spliced from 8 exons. The record is from RefSeq and is a predicted model, not a curated record. Gene Ontology annotation, molecular function: protein binding. Bases 429 to 2267 code for a protein of 612 amino acids. NCBI's taxonomy places the organism in Eukaryota, Metazoa, Arthropoda, Insecta, Orthoptera, Acrididae.
GGAAUACCGUCUCGUAUCUCACUGUAAAAAAUACGUAGUUUAGUGACGUUUAUUAUGUUGGUAAAGUUUGUUGGUAGCACUACUUAUUGCUGAGUGCAGGAAGUAAAGUAAAUGUAGAAAAAAAUGAUUGUAAGGUGAAGCACUGUGAAAAAUAUCUCAAAAUAAUUAUAAGGAAAAGCGGCAAAUUUGACAAGUUACUACUACGUUUUAAUGUUGUGGCGAAAACACGCCGCUUUGUGUUUUUGCGAAUUAGUCAUGAACUUGUCGAUCUGACAUUAAACUUGUGCACUGUGCUGUGUGCGCGACUCGAUGUGAUGCCAGUGUUAUUUACUGUACAGCGCCGAACACCAGUGACAUCAUGUUAACAAUCAGAAGAAACAUAAUCUGAUACAGCAAAUGCAGUAGAUUUGAAGCAGCAAUACUCCACUAUGAAUAGCACAAAGAAGAUACAGCACAAGGAAAUUUUUCUGGCAUGCAUAUUUUUAUCUCAUUUUGCUGCUAUAUGUUCAGAAGCAACUUAUUAUGAACAACAAAGUGAUGUGUGUGGACACACUCACUAUAGUGCUCCACAAGGAAGAAUAUCAAGUCCACAUUAUCCAUUUCCAUAUCCAAAUUACACCAGUUGUACAUGGGUAAUAACAACUUCAUCCCAGCAUCCUCUUAAUAUAAGGGUAACAGAUCUUGACAUCGAAGAUGAUGCUAACUGUAAACAUCCUCCAUGUUGUGUGAGCAAUUGGUUAUCUAUUCCAAGAGCAGGAGGAGGAGCAAAACAAAAAUUGUGUGGCAAACUGACACAUUCCGUGAUGGUUACAUUGCGGCAACCACAAGCAGUAAUCAAGUUUCAUUCAUCUGCUGUUCAUAAAGAAGGGAGAGGAUUUUUGAUCGUAUAUAACACAUAUGAUUAUUAUGAAGAUUGUAGGCAUUGCACUGAUGGAAGAUGUGUGCAGGACUUAACAGUGUGCAGUAUGUUUUCCUGUUCUGGAAAACCAGGAGCUCCGUGUAUGGGAGAUAGUUAUGACUGUUUCAAUGAAACUCAAAGGUGUAAUGGAGAGAUAGAUUGUCGGUCUGGCCGAGAUGAGGAAAACUGUCCCCGUCGUAAGUGCUCUUCAGAUGAACGACCGUGCCGUUCUGGACAGGGUUGUUACACAUUUGAACAAGUGUGUGAUUCAAAAUCUGAUUGUGCUGACAACACUGAUGAAACUAACUGUGAUGACACAUGUAUAGGAAGGCAUAAAUGCAGCGAUGGUCGCGGAUGUUAUUCCAGUGUUGAACGGUGUGAUGGAGUACACAACUGUAUGGACAAUUCUGAUGAGGAAAAUUGCUAUAGAAGAUUUCAGUGUGACGAUGGAAAUUAUAUACCACAUUCUGAAUGGUGUGAUGGACAAGAAAACUGUAAAGAUGGAAGUGAUGAACAAGGGUGUAUCAAGAACUCCGUAAUAGCAGCAGCUAUAAUGGGAUCCUUGCUGUGCAGUUUAUUGUUGGUGAUUGCUGUCGGGUGCAUGUGCCGUCUGUACAGUCUGCGCCUUGCUGUUACAAACAGUUACCGUAUUCACCAUAACAGUGGGAGCUUUUCUACACAGCCACCAGUGCCACACCUCGACGAAGAGUUCUUCAAUCGGGAACCACCACCAGCGUACAGUGUGGCAGUCAGUGGGUGCCCUUUACAGUGUGCAGCCACUCAACCAAACAGUAGGCUGUUUGGCAAUGAACACAGUAUGAUGCAGAGACAUCAACAUUUGAGCAGCAGGCGCAUGUCCCGCAGACAUUCAAAUAGGAGGAGAAGUCAGAGGAAUAUUAUGGUCACAGUACCUCCACACUGUGAUCCUAAUGUCACGCUCGGUUUGCAGUCCCAAACUGUGACACCAAAUUAUGCUGGUCUUACAAGCAGCCAGUUGCCAGUUCUCACUCAGUCUUCCGGUGCAGUAUCGGGAGCAAAUGACCCUGUUUUAGUUCAACAGGGUGAGGCAAUACUACCAGCUGAAAACACAAAUAAUAAGUUAAAUAAUACAGUUAGCGGUGUUCCCCAGCCUUCAGCACUUGUGCCAAAUCAGGUAGCAGAAAACUUGCCCCCUCACGCUCUUUAUGAAACCUGUAUUUUAAAUAUACCUGUAGUUCAAACUCCUGCAAGAACGGUUUCCCCAUCUCAUUCCUGUAUAACAUCUGCAUCAGAAUCUCCGAGCAGGAAUAGUGUCACCUCGUCAACAAGUUUGCUUUCGUACCUCUCGGGUGAUGAGGAUGAACAGCUCUUAGUCGUUCCAGCUUCGUAACUUCCCCUCUUUCAUCCUUUGGUUCAGAAAAUUGUAUGCAUAAAGGCAGAAAGUUUUGAAGUAAUAUUAAAGUAUAGCAGUUAAAAAAAAAAAAAAAAAAAAAAAAAAAAAAAAAAAAAAAAAAAGAUGGCAUUUUAGAGUGUUGUGUAAUUGUGGUUCAGCUUUGUGUAUUUGAUUGGUAUAUGAAGAGAAAAGUAAAUGAACCAAUUAGCUUAUGUGAUUGAGUUGUGUGUGCCUUUUGUCCCAUCGAAAAAUCAUUUGUGUAAGCUGGUAUUCAUACUGUUGUCAUAAAGAUUUAUGUUCAAAUGUGUGACCUGUCCCUGGUUCAGUUAUUGUACAUUAAAAUGAUCUGUAACUGUAAUCAUUAUGAUAUUGUGUAUGGCUUUCUAGAUUUAUGUUCCAUAAGAAGUACAAUAAUAAAACAAAAUUGCCAUACUACUUAAGUUGAAAAUAUGUGAUAUAAUGGUGGCACAUGGAAUCUCAAUUUAUUCUAGCCACACCCAAUGUAAGAAUAAUGCUCUGUUCUUGCCCGGUAUUUGGCAUGUAGCAGUCUAAAAGCAUUGAUUAAACUGCUGUGUUAGCAUUUACUGUAAUGUCUGUUUUGUUAUAUGUGCUAAUUUUACAUUUAUUUACAGAAAUAUUUUGCUGUACAUAAUUUUGACAUAUUUGACCAGUAAUAAAGUAUUAUUAGUUAUAAACAAA